This is a messenger RNA of Trichechus manatus latirostris (Florida manatee), 2665 nucleotides long. It is a transcript of the gene AMER3, whose product is annotated as APC membrane recruitment protein 3. Gene Ontology annotation, molecular function: phosphatidylinositol-4,5-bisphosphate binding; beta-catenin binding. The record is from RefSeq and is a predicted model, not a curated record. The transcript has 2 exons. Gene Ontology annotation, cellular component: plasma membrane. NCBI's taxonomy places the organism in Eukaryota, Metazoa, Chordata, Mammalia, Sirenia, Trichechidae. The coding region runs from base 197 to 2665 and encodes 822 amino acids. Gene Ontology annotation, biological process: regulation of canonical Wnt signaling pathway.
CCCCUGACUCCACUGAACAGGUCCCAGUUUGGAUGUCAGAGCUCAGCCCCUGAUGCCCUUUUCGUAGAGGCCCCUGUAGCUGAGUGAAGCUGUGUGAGCCGUGGCAGGCACAGAGAUUACAGGACCCACGUGGCCCUCCAGUCUUGGGUACUAACUGCCUGUGCUUCCUCCACAGCAGCUGCUGUUAGUGGGCAACAUGGAGCUGAAGAGAGGAAAGACCUUCAUCAAAUCCAGCCUGCAGCUUCCCCAUGAGAAACCCCAGAUCCUGGCAGCCACUGCCCAGGCCAGGGAGGAUGUCAAACUCUGGCCAGUUUCACUGGAGGGGCAGCAGAGGCCCCACAGUGAGAAGGGUCCCCUGGCCAGCCCCAGCCUCCAAGAAUUUGACAAAUUCCCCAAUAAGGGGGUACAACCAAGCCCCAAGGAGGGGCCCACAGGUCUCUACGGAGCCACCUUCAAACUGGUGCAGAAGAGCAAGACUCACGACUGUGUGCCAGAGGCUGGCACAGCAGCCACUGCUGCAGGGUCGCUGGUAGGCAGUGUCAGUUUCUCAGGGCCCCCCAGUGGGCUGACAUCUGCGGGCAGCUGUGGUGGCCAGCGCAUGAUCGACUACCGCCACUUCGUACCCCAGAUGCCUUUUGUGCCUGCCGUGGCCAAGAGCAUCCCCAGGAAGAGGAUUUCCCUGAAACGUCCUAAGAAGUGCUUUCGGAACCUGUUCCACCUUUGCAGAAACAAGACUGAGAACUUGGCCUCCCUGGCAGCCAAGGGUAAGUCCCUGUCCUUGCCCAGGGGCAAGUCAGAGGCUGGCGGGAGGCUAGACACAGCCUUCUUCCACCUGGGAGAGGGGCCAGGACCAGAUAGCCUGUGCCAGGACCUGUCAGACAGUGAGCUCCCGUCCGACUCCUCCUUUGAUCUCUGCAGAGCCCUGUGUGAGGACGUGGCCUCGCUCAAAAGCUUUGAUUCUCUCACAGGCUGUGGGGAGAUCUUUGCUGAUGAGAGCACAGUGCCAUGCUUGGAGCUGAAUGAGGGUACAGAAAGCCCAGCCCAGGAGCCCGAGUCCCUCAAGAGCAAGGUUCCCAGGGGCCCCUCCCAAGGCAGCAUGGAGCAGUUGGCAUCACCUGCCCUGAACGAGGUGUCUGACUUUACCAAGUUCUGGGACAGUGUGAAUCGCUCGGUAUGGCAGCAGCAGUGUGCCCUGCAGGGCCCAUGGCUGGGGGCGCCCCAGGAGCCAAACAUAGACCAGCCGAGGCUGGAUGCAGCCAGGCUUGCCAAGCUGCCUCUGUGCCCCUGCAGGAACCCCCAUAGUGGCUCCAAAGCCAGCUCCAUAGACACUGGUACCCCCAAGAGCGAGCAGCCAGAAUCCGUGUCCACCAGUGACGAGGGCUAUUAUGACUCCUUCUCCCCUGGCCUCGAGGAGGACAAGAAGGAGGCCCUGAGCCCAGGCACACCUGCUGCCAACAUCCCCCGGGAUAGCUACAGUGGAGACGCCCUCUAUGAGCUCUUCUAUGACCCCAGCGAGGGCCCUGUCGGCCCAAGUCUGAACGAUGACCUGUGCAUGUCUGAGAGUCUGUCAGGGCCCACACUGGGCACACCCCUGUCCAUAUGCAGCUUCCACAUGGGGGCUGAGGAGAACCUGGCCCUGCUGCCUGGCCCUGACCUGCUUGGCCAGGGUUUCCUGCAGAGCUCCUGGAAGGGCAAGGAGUGCCUGCUGAAGCUCUGUGACACCGAACUCUCCAUCACCAUGGGCAUCAUCAACUGGCUCCGCCGGGGCCCAGGAGUCCGGGCCCCACCUACCCCAGCCCCUGGGGAUUCCUCAGCCCCACCAGGCUCCCAGAGAGCCCCCAGGGGACUGGCAGAGAAGCUGGAAGCCAGCUCUUUGGAUGCAGGCUCAUGUCCAGAGAGUCUGGAAGGCAAGGGAGACCAGCCCUCAGAUGCAAUCAGGGCCACUGUGUGCUCAGCACCCCCUGGACAGGGACUGUGGACACACUCAGGGGCCAAAGGACGGCCUGCAAGAGAGAGCAAGGUCCCAGGGGUGUCUGAGUGGGGGACCUGCAGUCUUUCCAGACAUCCCUCUCUGGAGCACCUGCAGGUCUAUAAAGAAGAAGGCUUAUUAUCCUCUGUGGAGCCUGCAGCCACAGCGGCAGCAGACACUUUGGGCAAGAGCAAGGCCUCAAAUCCCUCUUCCUGGUCAGACUCCCAGAAGGAGCCCAGGCCCUCCAUGAACCUGAGGUAUCUGCAAGGCCCCUGGAGGCUGGGUCUUGGGGGCAGCACCCUAGAGCAAGAGCCCUCCCUGAUGGGCUGUGUGGCCCAAGUGGCAGCCCUCCAGGUCCAUCAGGACAGCCAGCACCAGACAGAGAGCCACCAGAGGCAGAAUGCAGGGAGCGGACAAUGUAGACCAUUCCACAGCCCACAGGACCACAGGUGCCUAAGCCAUGACCUGGGCCUGUGCUGGCCCAGAGACGGACAGAGGGGUCAGCUGGACUCCUCACUAAACCCCCACGGCCCCUCACAAGGAACUUGGGGCUUUGCUUCCCACAGCCAGAGGAAGGGACCCACCUCCACAAGUCCCACAGAUGGCCGUAGCCACUGCCUGGCCCGUGAGUGCAUCCGGUCUGACCAGCCGGAGGUGGGGAUGCACAGGCCAGCCAUGGCUGAGCCCCACCUGUAG